Ixodes scapularis (black-legged tick) is the source of this 4566-nucleotide messenger RNA. RefSeq names its product zinc transporter ZIP11 (gene Zip48C). The record is from RefSeq and is a predicted model, not a curated record. NCBI's taxonomy places the organism in Eukaryota, Metazoa, Arthropoda, Arachnida, Ixodida, Ixodidae. The coding region runs from base 89 to 1084 and encodes 331 amino acids. Gene Ontology annotation, molecular function: zinc ion transmembrane transporter activity. Gene Ontology annotation, biological process: zinc ion transmembrane transport. The transcript has 9 exons. Gene Ontology annotation, cellular component: membrane.
AUUUGUGCUACAGUAUUUGUGCCGCACGCUUGCUCGUCGGAGUGGGGUAGUGGUGCGUGGUCCCAUUGAUGUGUGUCACUUUUCCACAAUGAUCGCGGGUCUGUCGCCUCUAAGUCAAGCCAUCCUCGGUACCCUGUUCACGUGGGGCCUAACCGCGGCCGGUGCUGCCCUAGUCUUCGUUCUCAACUCGACCAGGAGGAAAGUUCUCGAUGGCAGCCUCGGUUUCGCAGCUGGGGUCAUGCUGGCUGCCUCGUUCUGGUCACUUCUGGCGCCGGCGAUCGAAAUUGCGGAGACGUCUGGUUAUUAUGGCCAGGACGGACGCUUCGCCUUUGUUCCCGUGGCUCUCGGGUUCCUCCUGGGGGCGCUGUUCGUCUACGCCAUGGACAAGCUCAUCCCUUCCUACGACGGGCACAAGGCAGACCUGGCCCUGGCGAUGCAGGUGGAGAAGCGGGCACAGCUGAAGCGACGUGUCAGCAGUGACGACGAGUCGACAACCUCCCACACCAACGGGUAUUCGUCAGCUGGAAGCAAGGUGCAGCUACGCAAGCCUGCCCUAACCACUACCCGAGUGAGCCUUGAUCCUGAGCGGCUACCCCACCCAGACAGCAGGGAGAGUGUGCAACGCUGGAAGCGCAUCCUGCUAUUGGUUGUCGCAGUCACUGUGCACAACAUCCCCGAGGGCCUGGCAGUCGGCGUGGGCUUUGGCGCGGCUGGGAGCUCCGAGCACUCGACAUUCGAGAGCGCCAGGAACCUGGCUCUGGGCAUUGGCAUCCAGAACUUUCCUGAAGGCCUGGCCGUGAGUUUGCCGCUGCGGGGUGCCGGCUUCUCUCGAUGGAAGGCCUUUUGGUACGGCCAGCUCAGCGGUGUGGUGGAACCACUAGCUGGGGUGUUGGGGUGCCUGGCGGUGACCAUGGCGCAACCGAUUCUGCCCUAUGCACUGGCCUUUGCGGCGGGGGCCAUGGUCUACGUGGUCGUGGACGACAUCGUGCCCGAAGCUCAGGCCUGCUCCAAUGGCAGACUGGCUUCUUGGACAACGAUCCUCGGCUUUGUGGUGAUGAUGGCGCUGGACGUCGGCCUCGGCUGAAUCCGGACGGAAUCUCAACGUCUCUCUUCCACUGCCACGGUUUGCAACACCAAAGCCGCCACGUGUGCCUGUGGUGUGAGACUCUGAGUGCCAGUUUGGACACAGCGUUUUAGUUGUUUCUGUUUUAAUAAGGUGUUGGAGUUGUAAAAAGGAGAAACUGCCACGGGUGUCGUGGACCAACUCUAGGUUCGUCUGCACCGACGUGUUAGGGAUGUUGGUGGCUUUUGGGAUAGCGGAGGUGUUGGAAACGAUUAAGGACUUGAGAUGGCGGAGGUAUUGGCAACGCUUGAUAUGUUGUGGGCCCUUGAGGUAGUGGGGUUAUUUGGGAUGCCCGAGAUAGCAGACGUGUUGGGGGCGUUUGGGAAUAGCAGACGUGACCAAUUGCGGGACCCAUACGGGUCUCAUUUUAGCAAAUGUUUUGUUUGAAUAGUACCUAGAAGAACAAAGGUGAGGAAAGCGAUGCAUAUUUUUUAUAAAGCAUUAUAGAUCUCAAAGGGGGAAAUGAAUAUAGUUUGAAAGCAAGCUGCUGUUGAAGUGUGUGUGGUUGUUAUUGUGUUUAGGAGUGGUUUGAAUGGAGAUGUUUUACAUGGAUGUUUGCAGUUGCCUCUGGGAUAACCCUGUUGGGUCUGGCAAGCUUUUCUCAAUUACCGUUGCGUGUGUCUGUCAGGGUGGAGGCUGUUUUAGUGAAUGGCAAUCCUUUGAUCCAGAUGACGUGAGGGUGUAAUUCUCUUUGAUGAUUUCUUUUUGAUGAUUUCUUGCAAUCGUGUUGGGGUGGCACACUGGAACUGGUCUGUAGUAAUAGUAUCAGUCAAUGAAAGGUCAUGAUUUAUGGUAGUAUUUCUACUAUGCUGCAAUCUCGAAUAUCUGGACAAGCAUUACAUUCCAGCAUGUCAGCUGGUAUGCCAGCUUACAUACUUUUAGGGGCUGUUAUUUAGCUCAUGCAGGUGCAUGCAGGCAUGUAUACACAUUAGCAUAUGGCAAACAUAUGCUGGCUACAUCUUGAACUUUAAAGGAAAGACUGGGCAAGCUUCUAGCCUCGGUAAAACCGUCAAGGUAUCCAUUUAUUAAAGUACCGUCGAAGCACAAAUAAGAAAUAUUUACUUGUUUUAUAAGAUUACCUGCAGCAUGGUAGUAGUAUGUAAUGGUUGCAACCUGUAUAAAAAGAUAAAUGUACUAAAUACCAAGCAAUUGCCCACCUAAAAUAUUGAUAUAAUUGUGGAAAUAAUGGCAUCCCCCUUCGACUAAUGCUUUAUGUAUUCUUUGUGUGUUCUUUAAUUUUCCUUACACAAGGAGGGUAUAGAGCUUGAUACAUAUGUCCUUCACUUAUUUUUUAAAAGUAGGUAUGCAUAGUUGGGGGCAAGAGUGUGUGAUCGGCAUUUUAGGGUGAUUAAGAAAAAGUGUAACAAGCUAAUCAUGCUUGUACAGACAUCUGUGUUACUGAUUGAGUUGAGAUCUGGGAAUACAUUUUGUUCCAUAAAUUAGAUGUGUUGUAAGCAGGUUCAAUUGUACGGGCCUCUCUGCCAGGCACGCACAAAGCAUAGAGUUAUUGUAAUGUACGCUAGAGGUUCAAGUGGCGCUGGUGUGCUGCUGCAAAUUGAAGCAGACAGCAACCAGUCGGAAAUUGACUUCCAGUAAUGCUUUUCUAUGGGAAAAAGUGAGUACAUUUUCUAGCUGCGCUCGAUUAUAAGAGCAAAUAUCACGAAUAUUUCGUACCUACUGGCACAUUGGAACAUUUCUCAGUCACGCAGACAAAAUAAUUGAUCAGUUUAGGCAUUUUUAUUUGAAAUUCGUGGCAUGAAAAACUGUGCUAAAACCGCUUCAUACAGGUAUUUAUGUGCACUGUCGGACACUGUUAGCUCUAACACGGCAUGGGCGCUUUCCACCAUGGGGGAUAUACGUGUCAAACGAACGAAGGACAUGUGGAAAACAAAGAGAGACGGCAAGAACUAUGCAGUAAAACUGGAUAAGUAACUCCUUGUGCAUGCAGGCGAUCAAAAUAAAUUGAAAGCCACGUAAUAUAGUCCGAUUUGCAAUAAAUAAGUACUGCUUUAUUCUUUCUGCUCAUGAAUAUGUGCAAAGAUGCAUGUUCUGGGUUCCAAUCAUCAACCGCACACUCCAAAUCUUUGCAAAUAGGGAGAAGUCAGAGAACAUGUGCCCGAUAAAAACUGCCCGUCAUAGGAAAUAAUAAAAAGGCACACGUUUCAUAGUCCACAUACUUUAUUUCUUACAUUCAAAUGUUUUUUAACCGUCGUAAAGAAGCACGAAGGAAACAUUUUCAUAGAGUGACAGGACGGGCAUAUUAGCAAUAUAUAAGUGCCACCGCAAUGCUUGCGAACCUUGAACACACUCCACAUUCUUUUCGAUUGUUAGUUUGCUUAUAAUCGUCGCUCAUUUUUACAUACCUGCCAUGGAAUAUAGGUUUGGGCCUGAAAUAUAGCGAAGCAUAACAUCGUUCAGUCGUAAAGAAAAAUGCUGUAAAUAAAGCAAUUACACUUUUACAAUAUUAAUAAAUGUACAUACUAUUUGGUACAACCAAAAUAAUAAGAGUUAUUCAUGUUAUUUUCCGGCGAAGAGACAAAUUUCACACGCGUUUUCCCAUAGGAAUGCACAGGAGCACCGCAAAAGUAGACUGGUUGCUGUCUGCUUCAUUUUGCCUCCCGGAAGUCGCAUAGACACUAGCGCCAGUUGAACCUCUAGCGUACAUUAUAAUAACUCUAUGGCACAAAGUAUACGACUGUUGCCAUCUCGCAUCUCAGAGUUUGCAGGCUUCUGUUGCGUCACAAGUGUCUGACCUAUCUGCUUGUAUACCAACGAAUGUUUGCUACGUUUUGGGCAAAUGAACACAACCAUACCAAGAGUGUCUUGGCAGCACCACAGACGUGCACCACUUAAUUUCCCCAUCAUUUCCAUGACUCCAUUGCUGCCUCGUUGCAAGAGUCAAGAACCUCAACAAGUAAUUGGGGCAUCUACACAGUGCACCUUUGCAAUAGGACCUGUUCCAGUGUGCAGUCGUCCAGCUAGAGCCACCGAAUAGGCUACACUUCAGAACAACGACGCUUCUGCAAUGUUGUGGUGUAAAAUCGCUGUUGCCGGUUAAUCUGUAGAUUUUCCUGAAAUUGCAGGAAACGCCUUUCUGUCCUCUUGGAAUGUUGAAAGUGCGACGGAGCAGAACGACGCCGAAUCGUAACGAUCAAUAAUCGCACCUGCCCUGCGCUAGGCGCCAAAGAGGCAGCGUCUGCAAGAAAAUUUCGAUUUUGGAACGGAAUGCCAAUACUCAUAGAUGUGGCUUGUUCGGUGGCCUGGGUGUAUGAAUACCCAAAUUCUAAGUUGUGCAGAUCUGGAGACGAAGGCAUGAGUUGCCAGAUGCUCAACCUGUUUUUUCGGCAAUACUUGUGUUUUCUGGCUCGAAAAGAUGUAUUACUUGCACUGGUCACUUGAUGCCCAUUACACGAGAAUUUUUCUGUAUAAAUCUUUUGUUGAUA